Molecule: messenger RNA, 1458 nt
Organism: Exophiala mesophila
Lineage: Eukaryota; Fungi; Ascomycota; Eurotiomycetes; Chaetothyriales; Herpotrichiellaceae
Exons: 3
Coding region: 1-1458 (485 amino acids)
Source: RefSeq, a predicted model, not a curated record
AUGUCUUCAGACGACGAUUCUCAAGGCCCUGACCGUCAUCACGAUGAGCAUGAAUGGGAAGCCCAGAAGGAAAACUUCUACAAUUGCUACAUAGUGCAAAAUAUGCCCCGAAAGAAAGCCGUCGAAUUCAUGAAGGAUCAAUACGGUUUCGAUGCAACUCCGCGACAGUGGGAACGCAAGAUCAAACAGUGGCGCUUCUUCAAAUACUCUUCCCGCGAGGAACGGCUGCAACAAAUUAAUGAUGCCGGUCAAACCGUUGACCAAGUGAGCAAACCUGGCCGUCGUCCACGAGCACAAAGCGGCAACAGCCUUCAAGUCGAUCGAAACCUGCGCCGUUUUGCCCGACGAGAGCUCAGCCGAUCCAGAUCCAGGCCUAGGUCGGCUUCAUAUGCUCAUCCUAUCCAAUCGCGCGUCGACAAUUCUCUCAUUCAAAAUGGCACAGACUCUGCCUCUACCAAUCCCCACCCCCAUCCCAACUCAUCCAUGCCACAGCCAGUCAGUCAUGCCAGCUUCAAUCCCAACACAAACACAAACCAUUCCAGCCAACUCAACUAUCUCCAUCCUCAGACUCCUUUACAUUUUGACGACUCUGAUGUUGAGGACACCCUUCUUCCAACCAAUGAGCACAAGUGGUCUCAGUCGCAGCCCGCCCCUGUCCAGCAUCAGUAUGGGACUUCAUCCCAUGAUGCUAUCCUCCCCUUUUCCGAUAACAGCAUGCCUCAUCAGAUCAACAACCACCCCAUGGGAAAUCCCCACUUGCCCUACAUGAUCAGGCAAACUGACCCAUCUGCAGAAUUUGCUGUCCAUAAUCCGCCUGUAAUCAACAACGUCAUCUUUCCGCCCUACGACGUGUCGGCUUCUGACAUGACGCUCAAUCGCGGGCUCAGCGACCCAUCCUUGCUCAAUUUCAACCCAGAUACACACGAUACUCAGGUUUCAAACUCUCUCGAUUCGUUGGCCUUCGACCAGGGAUUCGCUUUCCAAUUGAAUGUCGUGGACACGGACACAAUCACUGACGUGCCCAUUGACGAUAUUAAUUACCAGCCCAUCCCAAAUGUUCAGCAUGACUAUGUGCCCCACUUCUUUGAGACUGUCUUCCCAGACCCUACUGGACCAUUGGAAGGCGACAUCAACACCAUUGUCCGUGACUACACCCAAAAGGUGCGCCAGCUUACGUUGUCUCACUCGGCCGACAACGCCGACACCAAGCUUGCCAAUGAAGCCCAACUUCUCACACUCAGAUUGAAGCUCGCCCUAGAAAGCUACACAAAGACACAACAGCGCGCGCUACAAGAUGUUAGAAGCAUCUGCGCUUCAUUGAGAGAGAAGAACUCCAUUCUGAGGGGGGAAAUGGAGACUCUGAAGAUGUCAUUCGCCUCUCAGAGUUCGCCAGAUAUGAGCGGGCACCAACAACAUCACCGAGCAUCAACCCCCAAUCUAACCGAGUUGUAUCACUAA